UAUAUACUUUUUCUUGUAUUUUCUAAUCAGAAAAGCAGCAAAUAAACAAAGUGCAAGAACAACAACUAGGAGACAAAGCAGAAAAGAACCGAACGCAACGAAAAUUCGACUGAGAGAGUAAAACACGCGCAAGUUAGCAACGCGGCCACUGUUGCCGAUUCCGUCCCCAAUCGGCCCCAAUCAAGCCAACUUAUUAGGCAUUCAGCCGCACAGCAUCGCAGCCACUGCUUCGCUCUUUGGGGCCACUCAAAUAAUUCGUAUCGGUAUACAUUAUCGCGCUCUCUCGGUAGUACAAAACUGGCAAAAGAGUGUUCGGAACGAGUGAAAUAAAGAAUAGAAAGAAAAUAAAAAGAGAGCAGCAGAAGUAGCAGAAUCCAGUUGGAUUUUUGACAUUUCAGCCUCAGAGCGCCACAAUUUGGUCAUCAGUCGAACGGUCAGUCGCGAGGUCGUUUGUUCAGCGUAUUAUUUUGCAUGCGCAUAUUUUCUAAAUACACUCAACCGUAUAAACGCAUAAAUUUUUACUCACACAUACAUAUACAUAUGUUCAUAUGUAUGGAUGUAUGCGCAUAUGAAUAUAACUAUUUGUGGAGAUAUGUACGUCGCACCAAUAAGUGAAAUGUGCAGUGAUUGCGAAUUUGCAGUGCAUGUGAAGAUGUCAUAUAAUGUUUUCAGAAAUUUCUAAAAGUUAGUGUUUUGAAUAGUAAAGCAUCCCAGUGUUGUCAGCGCUGCUUUGAAAUUUAGUCGCUGCCAAAAACCGGGCUGUUUGUAAAGUGCCCAAACAAGCAAAUUAAAACGAAAGUUGCAAAAGCACAGAAAAGCAGGGGGUGGAAGAGAGUGUCAGUGGUGGCGAAGCGGUCUUGGUGCUGUAUGUCGCAUUUACGAAUGAAAAUGACUGACUACGAAAAUGCCGUCGGAAUUGUAUGCGAAAAUAAUUAAAGCAGUGAAAAAAUAGAAAUAAUAUAAAGGAAAUUUGGUGUAUACAAAUUUUCCAAAUAUAGCAAAAUAGUAUUAAAAGGCAUAUAAUUAAUGAAAUAAAAGAAAUAUAGUAUAAUAAAAUAUUAAACUUGUGCCACUGCAUGAUGUGCCAAAGUGUAAACAAAUCAAUUCAAAUUGUACAAGUGGAGAAGAGUGCGAUUAAAGUCGAAAUUUUUGAAUGUGAACAUCUGUAAACAAGUUAAAGUCGGUAAAUUGGACUGUUCUGUUGGUGUGCGACUUGAAGUUACACAAAUUUUUAUUAGUCUCUGAGACUGCCGCUUCAGCACUACCUUCGUAAGAAGGAAGUGUUCAAAAACGGAUAAUAAAAAAAAUGACUGAAUACGUUACGCCCAAUAUUCACACAGUGCUCAAAAAGUAUCAGACAAGUGCACCAAAAAGUUUGCAGGGACCUGGUCAUGCGUUACCCGUUGCUGGCUGCCAGACCGGCCCCAAUUGCCCGCUUGAUGCCACUUUGACUGGCGUGAGUGGCAGCGGUGGCAACCACACAGACCUAAACACUGGUGGCGUUCGUAAUGUUUGUUCUGGGCAUCUGUCGGUUGGGAAUUUGCCAUCAAACGGUUCCUCUAGUAGUGUCCACAAAAUAUCGUCUACCUGCCCGCAAAUAGUAUCAUCACAAUCUUGCUUGAAUUCACCAAAUGCGGGUUCCGCCUUGCCACCGGUCGCACCGCUGAUUAAAAAAGAAGUUCUCAGCUCACCCGAACCACAUGAACUGGGAGAAAUAUUGCCAUCGCAAUCAUUGCCACUUCCGUUGUCGAUGUCGUCACAAACAACGCAACCUCAAUCCCAAACAGUUCCUUCUCAGCCUCCUGUUACCACAGUUAAAAUUAUACCACCCCCACCACCGGAGUUGUCACAACCCAUCUUUACCGCACCAGACUCGGGCUCUGGUGUAUUAUACGAAACGCGAUUGGAAGGAAAAACUAUUGGCUGUUUCUCGCUAGGUGGAGAAAUGCGUUUGUGUCUGCCUCAGUUUCUAAACAAUGUACUAGCCGAUUUUACACUUGAUCAAAUAAAUCGCAUAUUUGAUGAAUUGGGCAUCUAUUGUUCUCAAUGUUCACCUGAUCAACUGUUAGAAUUCAAAGCAGCAAAAAUUUUGCCUACGGAUGUGAAGGCGUCCGGUUUGAUAACACGCACUGAUGCAGAGCGUUUGUGCGCAGCACUUUUACAUCGGGUAGAUCGAAAUAAUUACAUUAGCGAUGACGACAUCCCGAAAGGUGCCAUUUCCUUCAAAGUAUAUCACCGCUGUUUCGGGAAAUGUGAUGGUAUCUGCACACCCGAACUUUACUCAUACACAAAGCCAACUUGCAUCAUGUGUCUGGAAUGUAAGGGAUGGUUUUCACCACAGAAGUUUGUGGGCCAUGUUCAUCGGGAAGUCGAAAAUCGAACAUGCCAUUGGGGCUUCGAUUCACGCAAUUGGCAUGACUAUUUACAUGUUGCUUUAGAUGUCGAAAAUCGAGAAAAGUAUCAGAAGAUUUUGGAUGAGCUGAAGGAGGUUGAGAUCAAGGAAGCGCUAAAGGCACAAAAUGAAAUACUCUACAUGAAACGAAAGGUAACUAACGAAAUUUACAAUAGAUCCAAUGUGAUAAAUCUGCAUUUAUUUGUAUUUGUAAUUGUAUACCUUGAAUAACUAGCAAACUGAAUUGAUCAGGCAGGGACGGUAUUAGAUGAGGACAGUAACCACAAAUAAAGGAGGGAAACGGAUUGAAUUGAGCUUGUUAGUUGUGAUAAUUGUUCUAGAUUCAGUCUGAAAUAAAUAAAUGGCAUAAGAAUGUCUUUAAAGCCUCAGAUAUCAACCGAAUGAACCACUUACUCAUGCUGAAUGUUUACCAGCCAGCAAAACUUUAGCUUUAGUUAAUCGACUCAUACUAUAGUACACACACGUCUGCGAAUGAACUUACUCACAUACAUAAGUAUAUGAAAACAUAUAUACUUACGUAUGUGUAUUUGUAAUAUAAGCACGAAUAUUAUUAACCGGUUUUUAGGCGAGACUGUGUCGGUUCACUUUGUUCCGAGUUCUGCAUUAUUAUUGUUGUUGUUUGCGUGAAAAUCAUGUGUGCGUGCACAAGCGCAAACGGUCAAAAUAAAAAAUUUCGCAAAUGGAGAAAAAACAAUUAAGUACUCGUACCUACACCAAUAGUGUAUGAAUAAAAAGAAAAUAGUAGAAAAACAGCAACAGACGGGUAAUCUCGACAAUAAAAAAAGUUGUGAAGAUAAACUUGAAAUACCGACGUAUGGUCGAGCGUCUUUGGACAUGCUGACUACAUAUACACAUAAGAAAAUACAUGCAAACAAAAUUUCUCGCAAACAUACAUAAAUAUGUGUAGGUCGGGGAGACUGCCGAUGAAGCUAGCAAACCCCACAUAAAUGCAUGUACAGUAGACACUAGAUUAAGGCUCACUGAGCUUGAGCCAUUGGAGACCAAAAGAGACGCGCAAAACGUGCGAAACACCAUUGACGGCGACUACCAGACUGUCGGCCAACGGAGACACGUUUUCAAACUUAAACUCAAUUGUUGUUUAUUUUUGCGAUUUUUUUUGUCUCAACGGCCGUAAUUCUUUUUCGAGCGCUGACAGUGACUUCCACUGGGUUUUAUUGCCACACUUUAACCGUCAGUAUGGCAAUCAGUCGGUCGUUCGGUCCAAUGCACUGUACGGCAAUUCGCGUAUUUCGUUGAAGCGAUUACUUUUGUACAGGUUGUGCAUUCGCUGUGUUAACGUUCGUAUCGGACCGCCAAGUUUAGUGCUUUUGUUUUGUGAGAAUACUUUGCAUGCUCUGGAUUUUUUAUUUGAUUUCGAAUCCACAUUUACUUUGCUACAAAAAGUCGAGAGUAUUUUCGUUUUUGCAACGCAAACCAGUCUUAUUUGAGAGCUACCUAGGCCGAAGCGAGUUUUGUAUAAAAAUAACUGAAUUUUUUUGUUAAGUUCUAAUUACAGACACUUACAGUUUAAUGAAUUCAUACUCAUCAGGUUGAAGAUAUUAUAUACAUAGAUCGCUUGAUUUCAUCCAAUCAUUGAUUUAACCAUUUCCAAUUUGAUAAGUCUAAUUGGCUACCAAUUGGUGUUUCCCCGAUAAAUUCGGGUACAAUUCUCUGUGUUUCCCUGAUAAGUUCGUUCUGUUGAAAAGUGAAAUAUUAAUGUAAUUUAAAUUAAACAGAAGGAAGAACGAUGUUGAAGAGUAGUUGUUACAAACUACUGAAAUUCGUUUUAAAGUGAGGUUAUGUUAAAUUCUCGUAAUCUCAUUAGGUUUUGACAAACAAAAUCAAAAUCAAUGUAACUACACCUGCAAGUGCCAGGGAUAAAUGGUUGGCAGCAGAAAACAAACUCCCAAUGCAGGUGGACUUUAGCGUGAUUUGUUCUUAAUCCACCGCAUCUACUUGCUCUGUUGAUGUUAAUGGAGUAAAGUCACUCCUCUUGUUAAUGCAUGUCUGUAUGUGCAUUUGUGUUUGCUUUUAUUGAGCUCGUGCUGCAGUUUACUGCAUUAUACCCAGCACAGGCCAGCAUAUCCGACCUUAUUGUUCACAUCGGACCACUAAUUAUACAGUUAGUAAAUGAAGUGCAUCUGUUAAGGGUAUUGCAGCUUCGGUGCAGCCGAAAUUUACGUUUUGUUCUUUUUUAAUGUUCAGUCUGCAAGCAGUAACGGGUCUUCAUGGCUACAAGUGCCAGAGACACGCCGAACGAUUAAACAGGUGUGGUUUCAUGCCGAUACUUGGUACUCACAUUGAAGAGUAAGUCUACAUAUACAUACAUACAUAUGUAUGUAUACUGUGCUGAAAAAGUAUGCCAACAAAUUUGGUUGUCUGCUAGAGUUGUAGCUUAAUCGUCCGCUUGUGUAUGUUUCGUCGAAUUUUCGCCUAAUAAUUCGCAUCAUUCCAGUUAAACUGACCCAUUAUUGACCCUUUCAGCCAUUUGAGACAAUUGUUGUGUCUGGUGGGAACGUUUUUUACCGAAACAAAUGUUUUAUGUAGGUUUUAAGGUACUUAUUCUCCAAGUUCAAGAAGUUUGAACCAUGUUUCGAUAUCUUUGAGUUUUUAUGAAUAUUAUCUUGAAAAUAUCGUCUUACGACAAGUUGCAUAUUUCGAAAGGCAAUGUUAUAUGUUAAUGAACCUUUUACUUCUAUAUUAUUAUGUUUCCUUCCGAAGACUAAAAAGACGGAUUGCAGUCGCUGUGAUAAGUUGGAAUCAUUUUUGGAAUAUCUGCGAAGCUUUUGCUUUCGGUUUUCUCUCAAUAAGAAUCGAGUAAAUUCAUGGGCUAACUACUUUCGUAAUUAUGCGUCGUUCAUUUUGUUUCAUAGCAUCCAUCAUUGGAAGGCAACUUCCUAGAUUGCUUAAAUUUUCGGAUGAAGAUUGUUAAUAAUUAAAAAAUGAAUGCAGUGCAAAUUUUUGGGUUGUUUAAAGUCGACUGGUAUCAAAGAACUCGAUAAAAGUGAGGUUACUUUCCGAUAAUCUUCGGGUUUGGUUGAACAUGCCUUACAUAUUUUUAUUGAUUUCACUCGUGAUAUUGUUGUGAUGUUAUUCGCAUGCUCCUCAGGUACCAACCAUUAAGAGGCUAAUAAAAUAGCCAUACGUGUUGAAACAGAAAUCGAACAACGAAUAUUUACUAAAACAAUAAACUCUACCCGACUAAUAUUAUUAUGGCGAGGAAUUCACAAAUAUUGCAAAAAAUAUUCAUGUAGGUGUAUUCAUAUACGGUAUGUGUGUGUAUAUACACAUAUGUACAUAUGUACACAUUUGAGCAACUUUGCAUGAUUAGCGCGUGAAGAUUGAAUAUAUGUUGGGUGACCACACACACUGAAGUGCAAAAACAUUACUUCGACGCCAAAACUGAUAAGAAAUAAAAACAAUGAAAAUAGUAUAAAGGCACACGUAGACCACCCAUGUAGAUUUGUUAUAUCUGAAAAACAAAAGCGUUUUGGAUUGAACUUAUUAUCGAAAAAUAUUUAUGGAUCGUAUAAGGUCUUUAACUGGCGCUGAAUUAUAACUAAUCUAAAUGUAAUUUUUGUGCAAAAUGUCGAAAUGCAAAUUCAUAUAUGUAUGUACAUAUUUAAAUAAACAUAUACUGUGAAAUAUAUGUAUGUAUGUACAUGCAUAUGAGUGAGUGCAAUUCAUGUACAUAUUAACAAAAGUUUAAUAAUAAACACCUAUAGAUAAGAUAGAAGUAGUGCCAAAGUAGACGAGCAAUAUGGAUGGCAAAAUGAUAGCCAGAAUACAUGUGAAUGCAGAAUACUUAAGCAGCAAGAAGUUCGCACACAGUAAUUGACACCUAAAAUAGUACAUUCUUGUAGUGAACCACACUUUAAUAAUUAUUAUGACUUAUUUUGAAAGAAGAAAUGUAGUAGGACAAGAGGCUAAGUUGUUUUUGAAUUUCUUAAUUUUAUUCCUGUUGUUAGCGUAUAAGCAUCUAGAAAUAUUGUAAUUAAGAUGGGCUUGUAAAGAUUGUGAUAUACGACUCAAUUAGUUUUGUAUCCUUGACAAGAACUUUAACCUAUUUCAUCUCAUCUUCUUCCUUACCGCUAUGUGAUACUUGUAUUCUCAAUAAUGUAUUCUGAAGAAAAAUAUAUGUAAAUAUACAAAUUCAUAUUAAAAUUUUGUUCACGGUUUGCUUUGUCAUCUAAAAAGACAUCUACAAACAUGGGUAUGUAUUAUACAUAUGUAUGUAUGUAUAGUGCAUACAUAUGAAGUUAGCUUGACCCCCAUUUGGGGUUUCCUAAACACAAAAUCAAUGAGCGAAUAAUUAACGCCGAAUAAUUAACAGCCAACAAAUUGCAAAGUACAUACAUACUAUACCUGUACAUUCUUAUGCAUUUGCAUAUUAUACAUACAUAUGUAAAGAUAACAAAGAAAUGACAUGAACAACUUGCCGAUAAUAUGUGAGCACAGCUGACAGUUUUCACUAUUAACAUACAUACAUAUGUAUAUGUACGUAUCAUAAAUGUUUACCCACCAAAGAGCCUUAAAUUAUAUAAUAUACAUUUAUAUUUUACAGCUAGGAAUUCCUGGCUGAAAUCACUUGAAAAUACCGACAUCCGACCUAUAGAAAUUAUAGCAAAAUUUAUCAAUAAGUCUAUAUACAUACAUACAUAUAUGUAUUAUGUACACAUGUAUAUAUGUAUAUACAUAUGUUCUUUGAUGGGUAUUUGUAUUUAUGCAUAAGUAGGUACAUUAGCAUAAAGGUAUGUACAUAUGUAUGAAAAGGGGGGGGAGCAAGUAGCCUUUUAUUUGUCUGCGCCUGACGCCAAAUGCAACUAAUUGAUGCAAAAGUGCAAAGUUGCUAAUACCAGCCAGUCCGCGCCGGUUGGUGUCGUUGUCGCUGUCGCUGUCGGUGUCACUGUCGCCGACAGUAAUUAAAGCGCCGCGCACUAGAAAUCACAAUUGAACGAAUGAACAUCGAAUAACAGCGGCGAGGAAACAAUAAAGUGGAAUAAGUGUAAAUAACAACACAAAUGACAACAAAGCAAGUGUCAACAUCCAUAUGCGAAAACACAUACACACACUUACAUAUGUAUGUACAUACAUACAUACGUGCGAAAUUCAUUGAUGUGCUGAAUAUUUGUACGAAAAGUACAAAAAUAAUACUUGCAUUUCAUAUUCGUGAAGUACGGAAGUACGAAGCAACUGCGAUAUUCGCUUAGGUGUCAAAAUGGCGGCAAUUGCUUGAAAUUUAACUAAGUGUUUUACUUAGUUAUUUAUAUUUGAUCUGUAUGCAUCUUUAUUUAUGCUGUUAUUUACAUACUUAUGUUCAUAUAUUUAUAAAUAAAGCCAUUUUGAGAGGUUUUAAGAACUAUAUAUAGAACGGGUGGAGUUUUGAUUCCCUUACAAGCCACUAAAUUAUUAGGGUGAAUCUGCGAUUGUGAAAACUUGUUUAGUUAUAUUUGGGUUCAUCAUAUUAUAUCGUUGCACGAUUAUUUUGCUCUUAAAUUAAUUUUAACAUUAAAAAUAAAAAUAUUUUUUAAGAUUAAACAUAAAAAGUGAUUAGAAAAUGAAAAUUCGGACAAACAAACAGAAACCAAGCUAAGGCCCAAAAAUUGUGUUGAAUAUUUCCAAUUUCUAAAAUACUUUAGGAAGGGAAUUUAGCUUAUACUAUACAAAAUGGAAAAAAAAUUGACAAGAUAUAUGCAUACAUUGUAUUUAGUGUAAAAUUAAACGUUUUGGCAAUGUUAUUCGCAAGCCAAAAAGUACAUCUUCUUUAAUCCAGUAACUUGGCUGGCAGAUGCAACUGCUCAAAGGUCCUUUACGGAUGAGAAGAAAAUCAGGAGAAAUUGCGGACAAGAAAAUGAAACAUACUUGUAAUACAUUAGUAUUCAUUUGUGAAGAGCAAAUGGUAAAAAGCGAAAUCGCAAAAAUUAUAAAAUGCAUGCUUUGCCUCGUUUUCUCUGUUGAUGGUAUAGUAGUAGUGCAAUGGCGAUAAGCUCAUGCUACCACGUAUGUUGUUGGUAUGUAGUCAUACAAUUGUUCUCGUGUGUGUACAUCUAUUGCCUUCCUGUUGCAUUAUUUCCAGGAAAAAUUUGCACAUCACACCCGACCACUGACGCAUAUGGGCUCACACGCCACUGAAAUGGCAUAAAGGACCGUGAACAAACAGCACAAAUAACGCUGGUGAAUGCAACUCUGCUGUCGUCGAUAUUAUUGUUGACUUUAGCAGUGUCUUAGUUGGAGUAAUUGUUGCAGCGACGAUGACAACUUUAUUCUCAGGGCGCACACUGCGUUAGCGGGGGCGAUUAGAUCUACUCGGAUAUUUUGUUUGUGUUGAAAAAGAACCAAAUGGAUACCAUUGCGUAUGAUUAAUUUUUAGUACAGAUUUUCCUACAAUUAUACAUUCAUAUUAUUUUUAUAAUAAAAAAUGUUAGCAAAUAAGCGGGUUAUACCCGUGAAUGCAUCAAAACAAUGCCCUCGCACUGCUUUAGAUUGGACUGCUUUAAUAGUUCAAAAAUAAAAUCUGGGGGACUUAGUUAUCUAAUACCGACCGCCCAUUUCUUGUAAAAAACAUUUUAGAAUUUAUUUCGAUCGGGUCAAACGACUUGUUAUACCUGUCCAGCAUAUGUAUGUACAUAUAUACAUACGUACAUGCAUCGUUCCACGAGUUCGAGCAAGGAACCAUUUGGACGUUAAGUAUUCAGUUUGUCAGAUCAAAAUUUAAGAAAAGUCUCCAUAUAAACAAACACUUUCUCAACUGCGCUGCGAAACGAUCGUCUGUUUGUAUAAGGUAUCGAAUAUUGCAGCAUAGUAUUAACUGAUAUUUCAAUUAUAAUAACAAUAUAGUAAAGUCAAUUAAUAUAGCCACUUGGUGGACUGGCUGCGAGUUGCAGUUGUAAGCUGAAACUUCACAUUUCGCAUUCUUACUAUAUAGUAAGUGGCAACAACAAUGCGCCUAAUCAUUGGCAAUAGCAAAUAGUAUUGAAACAACAACAAAGUCGUUAUUUAGUCGGGACUGAUAGAUAAAAGUAACAGUGAUCCAUAUACUUACGUAUGUACAUAUAUAUAUACAUAUAUGUAUGUAUUCAUACAUAUGUACGUGUGUGUAGAGGGACUGUAUGACUUUCGCACGCAGACAUGCUGGCAUGCUAGCGUGCUGGAACUUCGGAAUGCAGCCUUUGCAGUAAAAAGACGAAACAUGAUAAUCAGUAAAAUGCAGUGAUCAGUGAAAGGAGCGGUCGCUCGCUGACCGGCGAGUGCAGCUGUACCUCAUCUUUGCCCACGAUAGUUGCCUUAUAACAGCCCCUGAGUGAUUAUUAUUUAGCUAAUGAUGAUGGUGAUGCAUACAUUGAUGCAUACAGUGCAGUGUUCCAUGCAGGCGGCGGCUGCUGGUGCGUCUAAUAUUACAAGUGCUACUGGUGUUCAUAUAAAUUCCAAAGCUGCUGAGCCACUAGUUGUCAGUUUUGCUAGAGUGAUGAGGGAGGUCGAGGCGGCUCCAGCUCCGUUUGUAGUUUUUGCGCUUCAGUGCGCCUUAGAAUUAUGGCAUAAAUAAAAAGGCAGCGAGCGACGCUGUACUCGUAGUGGCUGGUAGUGGUUGCAAAAUUUGUUUGCGACUGCAGUCAGCAGUUGGUAAGGCAAAUAGCAAUAUCAACAGUGCAAUAAUUUCAAAUCAAAUGUAGUUGUGCCGUUUGAAUAUUAAAGCUUUUACGUUUACGUUCAUAUAAGUUUAAAUGUUUGCUAGGUAGCGUGUUAGCGUGUUGGCGUGUUGGCGUUUAGCUUGGUCUGUACAUGCGCAACUGCAUUCCAUCAAACAAACGUCAACCCAAUGCUAGCGACGCUUUUGUUUUCAAUUUACUAUUGUAAUUGUAGCGUUGCUGUGAUCGGCACUGUUUGUUGUUGUUGGGAAUUUUGAGAUGCAAUUUGUUCUUAAGUCGCUCAAUUGGUUGGAGGAAAGUGGAGCACAUGCUCGGCAAUUACUCGUCAUCAUUCCGAAAAAGACAAGCAACUUCGCGCUACGUAACGUAAUCGGGUAAUGAGUACGAUAAUACGAUAAGGGCAAUACUAAAUUCAACAGUGUUUAUGCGAGUAUUAUCAUUUGUUUCUUAAGUUAUUGAAUCAAGGACAUACAUACAUACAUAGAUACAUACAUACGUACUUAUAUAGUAUAUACAUACAUACAUAUACAAUAUGUAAGUUGAUUUCGGUGCUAAGAUUUAAAUCUUGAAAACGACAAUGAUCACUAUGGUGAACUGAAAAUGUACUACCCGCAACAUACAUACACAUUAAAUUUUAAUAUUAUUUAUUCUUUUUUUAAUUUUAUUUAUCCCCACUAUAUUUUGAGUGUCCAUACCAGUCGUAUUACGUAUCUUUGUUGCAUAUAUAGUAUA
This is a messenger RNA of Bactrocera dorsalis (oriental fruit fly), 10791 nucleotides long. Its product is annotated as ski oncogene. Gene Ontology annotation, cellular component: nucleus. Gene Ontology annotation, molecular function: RNA polymerase II cis-regulatory region sequence-specific DNA binding; DNA-binding transcription factor activity, RNA polymerase II-specific; SMAD binding. The transcript has 2 exons. NCBI's taxonomy places the organism in Eukaryota, Metazoa, Arthropoda, Insecta, Diptera, Tephritidae. Bases 1307 to 2623 code for a protein of 438 amino acids. Gene Ontology annotation, biological process: negative regulation of BMP signaling pathway. The record is from RefSeq and is a predicted model, not a curated record.